This is a messenger RNA of Tripterygium wilfordii, 2966 nucleotides long. RefSeq names its product squamosa promoter-binding-like protein 2. Lineage: Eukaryota; Viridiplantae; Streptophyta; Magnoliopsida; Celastrales; Celastraceae. The transcript is spliced from 5 exons. The coding region runs from base 1341 to 2771 and encodes 476 amino acids. The record is from RefSeq and is a predicted model, not a curated record. Gene Ontology annotation, cellular component: nucleus. Gene Ontology annotation, molecular function: DNA binding.
CGAGUUUUUGAGCUUUGUUUUGUUUUGGAGUCUUAUUGGAAAAGAGGGGAAGUAAAAAGGAAGACCUUUCUUUAUCGUUGAUUUUCUAUCUUCCUCUUUAGGGAAAAGCAAAAGAAGCUAAACGACGCCUGUUCUGUUCUGAAUUGGGGAAAAAAAGAACCCUAGCUAGAAACCAGACAUUUCCCAUCAAACCUUUAGCUUGUUCUAAUGCCCUUAUCCUAAUGGACGUGCAUCGAUUAAUUAGCAGCAAGAAUUUAUUUUUAGUUAAUGAUCUUAAUUAUUGCUCAAACUGUUGUCAAUUGAUGGGUCUUUUUCAUCUGUGAUUUUCUUUUUACUUGUUUUGAGCUUGUUGAUUGCUUUUUCUGCCCGUGUUUUUUGUUUGUUAGCUUUGAACUUUCAAUGGUUGAUGUGCUCUGUGUCUCUUUCUUGCUAAAUGGGAUAGGCUUGUGGGGUUCGUUACGGAAGGUGUUCAAAAACACGGUGUUAGUUCUCAAUAAUUUAUCGUUUGGUCUGCUUGGGUCUUAUUCAUUUAAGGGCCUACGUAGUUGGUUGCAGAAAACAAAACAAGGAAAAUGUGAUUGGAAAGUGAAAUAUUAUGAGAGUGGGGUUCAGUUGGUGAUGGUAAAAAUUUAAUCAUUUCAAUUGGGUUUUAAAGGCAGUUAUUUCUGCUUGGAUUGGACACAAAGGAAAAAGGAUGUGGCCAAAUGGGUGGUGGUCAGAAGUAAACUUCCAUGGGCAAUUGACCAUCUUUUGAGAGAAGUAAACUUCCAGUACUGCUGUGAAAUUUGUUGGGUAUUAGAGUGGAAACUCAUGGCUGGUAAAAAAACUUGAGUAGAAAAUGAGGGGAAUUUUUUUGGAUUAUAGUUCAAUGAGGACUUCUGACUUUUGAGGGUAACUUGAAAUUUGAGAGACCAGUUGCAUCCAGUUGGCUUAAAACCUUGAUUGGUUGGCCUUGCAGGGAUGACGGAGACUGACCUCAACAAGGCAGUUCUUGCCUGAGCAUGAGUUAAAUGUUGGAAACAGUACCUACGAAGAUGAAGAUGACUAACGUUUGGUCUGUGAAGGUUUCCUAUAUCAGGCAUAUACCCUCUAAUUUAGAGAAACUGGUGACUGUUUACAGAUGUCAGAUUUAUGUGGGAGUUUUGCUGGGGUUUGAUUGACCGAAUUAAGGAUUUCUGUUACAUCGCUUAUAAAUUGGCAACUUUUCAUGCAUAACAUCCUACAAAUUUUGAUCGUAUUAUGUCUUAUUUAUAUAUACCCAUCCCCUGAUGUUAUAGUUCUUGCAGGAUCUGAUGUCUGGUUGCUUGUCUUCUACUUAAAGAAGUGUGCAGAUUAGUUUUAUGUGUUAUAUCAAGAUGGAGUGGAACACAAAGCCUCCAUUCCACUGGGAUUGGGAUAACUUAAUUAUGUUCAAUUCAGCAUCAAGUCCUAAAAAAUUACAACCAACAGUGUGGGAUUUUGAUGGUGAGGGGGGAAUUGAAUCUGGGUCUAUCUACUCAUCUGGUGGAGGUGACGGCAGUGGUGUUUCUGGCUCAGAUCUUGGACUUGCUUCUUUGUCAAAGAGCUCGAAAUCUGCAUCCAUCGAUUCUUCUCCAACAGUGGAAGUGAAAACAUCCAAGAUUACUUUGAUGGCAAAUCAAGGUACUCCAGAAGAGUUUACUACCACAAAAGAACUUGCUCAGGCCAAGCCAACUGGUACUUCUCCAGUGCUCGAGGCUUCAGUUGGUUCAGGUGAGCCAUUCCUCAGUUUAAAGCUUGGGAAACAACCACACUUCGAAGAUGGUUGUGCCGUGAGCAAUACUAAGACAUUAUCUUUAUCUGUGAUUCCCGUGUUGUCUGUCGCUACGGCAAAGAGGUCAAAGUCCAAUUUUCAGAAUACUCAAGUUCCUCGCUGCCAAGUUGAAGGCUGUAACCUGGACCUCACAUCAGCUAAGGAUUACCAUCGUAAACAUAGAAUUUGUGAAAGUCAUUCGAAGUUCCCGAAAGUCAUUGUAAAUGGUCUGGAACGCCGCUUCUGCCAGCAGUGUAGCAGGUUCCAUGGUCUAGCAGAGUUCGACGAGAAGAAGCGAAGUUGUCGUAGGCGGCUUACUGAUCACAAUGCUAGACGACGCAAACCACCAGCGGUCCAUUUUAAUGCAGCAAGGCUGCCUUCAUCUUUAUAUGAUGAGAAGCAGCAGAUGAGUCUUAUUUGGAACAGAAGCCGAAGCCCACUUGGUAAUACAAAGCCUGAUGCAAGUUUUAAAUGGGGAGGCACAUGCAGCGACAAGGUCAUACAAAGGAAAGAUUAUAUGUCAAGACCUAUACAAGUUGGAGACAUCGAUGGGCAGCUGCAUUUAUCCACCCAUGAGCUGACAAAUCACAUCACUCUAUCUCACCAUGAUUCCAAUGGGAUCUUGCCACCCAAGAACAAGGGCACCAUAGCUGAGGUUCUCAACCAAGGCUUAGAAGAACCCAGGAUCUCCUCUAAUGUAGAUGCAACACAGGAUCUUCAUUGUGCUCUCUCUCUUCUGUCAAGUGAUUCUUGGGGUUCAUGCCAGCCAAAGUCCUCUUCCUUCGAACUUCCCAUGCACACGCACCAUGCCAUCAUGCCUCAGACUGCAGUGCAUGUGAUUCCCCGAGGUCUGCCACUUCCUUCGUCAGAGUGCUGGCGGAAUGAGCAACACUCUAGCAGUUCCCAAGUUCAUUCUUUGGCGUCGGCUAGUGAUGGCAGCAGUUUUACUCAAGGAUUCCAGCUGUAUGGGAGUGGCCUCUAUCCUAACCAGUUGAACUGACUUAUCAGACCAGAUCAACCAAGCCAGCAGAUAGAUUCACAUGUUAAUGAAUGUCAGUUUCUGGCAAUCUAUUUGAAAUCUGAUGGAUUUUCAUUUCAUUUCUGCCCUUUGAAUUGAAUCACUAUAACAGUAAAUGGAUGCUAAUGAUUUUAAGUGUGCCAUCAACUCAACAAUAUGAUAUUCUUAGUUCAACUG